Molecule: messenger RNA, 4563 nt
Organism: Camelus dromedarius (Arabian camel)
Lineage: Eukaryota; Metazoa; Chordata; Mammalia; Artiodactyla; Camelidae
Product: band 4.1-like protein 3
Exons: 23
Coding region: 32-3415 (1127 amino acids)
Biological process (GO): cortical actin cytoskeleton organization
Cellular component (GO): plasma membrane; cytoskeleton
Molecular function (GO): actin binding; structural molecule activity
Source: RefSeq, a predicted model, not a curated record
UGGGAUUGCUGGAUCAUAUCAACAAUCGACCAUGACGACUGAAUCGGGAUCAGACUCAGAAUCCAAGCCGGAGCAGGAGGCCGAGCCCCAGCAGGCGGCGGGUCCGCAGGGGCACGCGGGGGCGCAGCCGGAGGCGCAGGCCGGGGCGCAGCCCGAGGCGCAGGCGGGGGCGCAGCCGGACCCCGAGCCGGGCGCCGAGGAGCCGCCGCAGGCGCUGGACGAGUUCGAGGCGGCGGCGCACAGCACACCCGUGAGGAAGGAGGUCACUGACAAGGAACGGGAGUUUGCUGCUGGAGCUGCCAGACAGCUCGAAUAUCAGCAAUUAGAAGACGAUAAACUUUCUCAGAAAUCAUAUAGCAGUAAACUAUCUCGAUCCCCAUUAAAGAUUGUCAAGAAGCCUAAAAGCAUGCAGUGCAAAGUGAUACUUCUGGACGGCUCAGAGUAUACCUGCGAUGUAGAGAAACGCUCCAGAGGCCAAGUGCUGUUUGAUAAAGUAUGUGAACAUCUGAAUUUGCUAGAAAAAGACUACUUCGGGCUUACAUACCGAGAUGCUGAGAACCAGAAGAAUUGGUUGGAUCCUGCUAAGGAAAUUAAAAAACAGAUACGGAGUGGUGCUUGGCACUUUUCAUUCAGUGUGAAGUUUUACCCGCCAGACCCCGCCCAGCUCUCUGAAGAUAUCACCAGGUACUACCUCUGCUUGCAGCUGCGGGACGACAUCGUGUCCGGAAGGCUGCCCUGCUCCUUCGUCACCCUCGCCCUGCUGGGCUCCUACACGGUGCAGUCAGAGCUGGGCGACUAUGACCCGGAGGAGUGUGGGAGCGACUACAUCAGCGAGUUCCACUUCGCGCCGAACCACACGAAGGAGCUGGAGGACAAAGUGAUCGAGCUGCACAAGAGCCACAGAGGGAUGACGCCGGCAGAGGCAGAGAUGCAUUUUCUGGAAAACGCCAAAAAACUCUCCAUGUAUGGGGUGGAUUUACAUCAUGCCAAGGAUUCCGAAGGAGUCGAAAUCAUGUUAGGAGUUUGUGCGAGCGGUUUGCUGAUUUAUCGCGACCGGCUGCGCAUCAACAGGUUCGCCUGGCCGAAGGUUCUGAAAAUCUCGUACAAGCGGAACAACUUCUACAUUAAGAUCCGGCCAGGAGAGUUUGAACAAUUUGAAAGCACCAUUGGGUUUAAGCUGCCAAACCAUCGAGCUGCCAAGCGUUUAUGGAAAGUAUGUGUAGAACACCAUACAUUCUUCAGACUGUUGUUACCAGAAGCACCGCCAAAGAAAUUCCUUACCUUGGGUUCCAAGUUUCGUUAUAGUGGAAGAACACAAGCCCAAACCAGACGGGCCAGUGCGUUGAUAGACCGCCCUGCCCCUUACUUUGAACGCUCAUCCAGCAAACGUUACACCAUGUCGCGCAGCUUGGAUGGAGCGUCGGUGAAUGAAAACCAUGAAAUAUACAUGAAGGAUUCUGUGUCCGCUGCAGAGGUUGGUACUGGCCAGUACGCCACAACAAAGGGCAUCUCUCAGACCAACUUGAUCACCACUGUGACUCCGGAGAAGAAGGCGGAGGAGGAGCGGGACGAGGAGGAGGACAGACGGAAAAAGGCCGAGGAAGCCACGCCUGCCGCUGCUGUACGGCACGAGGGCAAGUCACCCGGGCUUGGCACUGACUCAUGUCCCCUGCCCCCCCCAUCGGCCCACCAUCCCCCAGCAUCUCCCCCCGGGCUCCGCCGGAGGUGUAAGGAGAACCAGCGCCCCCCACCGGGGCUGGAGCCGUCCCGGGACCCCGGGCACCUGCACUGGGAGCCUGCCUCGGACCCCGACGGCCGAGGGAAGCCGUGCCGAGGGGACCAGGACAUGGCUUUUAGCUACAAGCAGCAGACGGGCAAAGGGGCCACCCUGUUCUCCUUCUCCUUGCAGCUCCCCGAGUCCUUCCCUUCUCUGCUGGAUGACGACGGCUACCUCUCUUUCCCCAGCCUGUCCGAGACCAGCCUCCUGCCCCAGAGCUGGCAGCACUUCCUCCCCAUCCGCUCGCCCUCCCUCGUGCCCUGCUUCCUCUUCAUCUUCUUCUUCCUGCUCUCCGCCUCCUUCUCAGUGCCAUAUGCCCUCACUCUCUCCUUCCCUCUGGCUCUGUGCCUCUGCUACCUGGAGCCCAAGGCGGCCUCCUUGAGUGCCUCACUAGACAAUGACCCGAGUGACAGUUCAGAGGAAGAGACCGACAGUGAGCGCACAGACACCGCGGCUGAUGGGGAAACCACCGCCACUGAGUCGGACCAGGAGGAAGAUGCAGAGAUCAAGGCACAGGAGCUAGAUAAAACUCAAGACGACCUGAUGAAACACCAGACCAACAUCAGUGAGCUGAAAAGAACCUUUUUAGAGACCUCCACAGACACUGCCGUCACAAACGAAUGGGAAAAGCGGCUUUCCACGUCCCCGGUGCGGCUGGCUGCCCGGCAGGACGACGCGCCCAUGAUCGAGCCGCUGGUCCCUGAAGAGACUAAGCAGUCUUCUGGCGAAAAGCUCAUGGAUGGCUCUGAAAUCCUCAGUUUGUUAGAGUCUGCGAGGAAACCGACAGAAUUCAUAGGAGGGGUUACUUCUACUUCUCAAAGCUGGGUUCAGAAAACAGAAACCAAGACGGAGUCCAGUGAAGUAGAAAUGGAAACAACCCAACGCCCCCAGCCACUUAGCACUGAGAAGGUUGUGCAGGAAACUGUGUUGGUGGAGGAAAGACAUGUGCUGAGUGUGCUUGCAAGCGGGGAUGCUUCUCACGCGGCUGGAGAUGAUGUAGAUGCUGCAGCACAGGCGGCAUCUGCUGAUGCUGCUAGCGUGAAAGGGAAGGAGGGCUCGGCGCUAACUGAGGGCGCUAAAAAGGAGAAAGGGGAGGUGGCCGAUAAAGCUGCCCUCGAGCAGGAAGAAAUGGCCACUGCUUCCCAGGAGCCAGAGGAGGAGCAGAGUGCCGCCAUCCACAUUUCUGAAACUCUGGAACAAAAACCCCAUCUUGAGUCAUCAACUGUGACAACGGAAACCGUCAGCUUUGGCAGUGUUUCACCAGGAGGAGUAAAGCUGGAAAUUUCUACCAAGGAAGUGCCGGUGGUUCACACAGAAACAAAGACCAUCACAUAUGAAUCAUCACAGGUGGACCUCGGUGCUGAUUUGGAGCCUGGUGUGCUAAUGAGCGCACAGACGAUCACAUCUGAAACCACCAGUACCACGACCACCACCCACAUCACCAAGACCGUGAAGGGAGGCAUUUCAGAGACGAGAAUUGAGAAGCGAAUCGUCAUCACGGGAGACGCGGACAUUGACCACGACCAGGCGCUGGCUCAGGCAAUUAAAGAGGCCAAAGAGCAGCACCCUGACAUGUCAGUGACCAAAGUAGUGGUCCAUAAAGAGACAGAGAUCACCCCGGAAGACGGAGAGGAUUAAGCCCAGGAAUAACCUAGCCUGCACAUGAAUCCAGCCAUGCAGACCAUUAGGAACGAACCAGAGCCUAUCUGCACCUCCCUCUAACCCCCUGACCUGUGUCUGCCCAUGGGACAUUUCAAUCCGGAGGAACAGACCUUGAUCAUUAAAAAAAAAGACACUGGCAGAGAGAUCUUCCCGUAAUAAAGCAAUCCGAAUCAGCAUCACUAAACUGAUAUUGCAUGAAGCAACGAUAAAAUUACAAAACGAGCAGCAUUUUUACUUUUCACACAGCGUCUCAGCUUUCAGCUGCACCUGCACAUCCAUAGCCGACGGUGGGAGCCGUGGUCUCGUGUAACACAACAAUCCACGCCUCUCGCAGUUUAUGAUAAUUAAAGUCAAAACAAAAUUGCAAUUUCUUAGGUGACAGAUCUUUUGUUUACAGAUAAAUGGAGAUUACCCGAAACUGCGUGGAAGCUGUCUAGGUCCAGUGUGUCGGGCUCGCCCCGGAUUAGAUGUGCCAAUAACCGAGUUUACUCAGUAAGCCACUUGAAUCUUGUACUUGCUUAUCCGGCUUUAUUACUCUCGCCCGUAAACAGUAAUGACUCUCUGAGCCUCUGGAAAUACUUAACGCUUACAACCCUGCUCUGUGUAAUCUAAUUUAAUUCGUUACAAGGUAGUGCUGAUUUUAACCUAUUAAUGUGCUUUCUUCCCUCUUGUCCGCUUUGGUCUGUGUUCAAUCCAGAAAGCUUCCCAGAGUUCCGGAACAAGUCCUAAAUAUGUAAAUUGCCAUUAUUUUGGAAGGAAAAACCUGUAUUUUUGUUAGUUUACAACAUUACGAAAUUUCACUCCAGAAAAAAACCCGUUGGGCUUCUCUGUUGCUUUGUUUUCUUUCUUCGUUUCUUCUUCCUUGUAUUUUUUUUAAUUGAUUUUUCUUAUUUUACUUGGGAAAAAAAAAGUGUUUUAUUUCUAAAUCUGGUCCAUAUUUACAAUCUAGUUCAGAGCCAAGCCUUAAACUGUACAGAAUUUCCACUGUAAUUAUACUGUUUAGCGCUGAGUUAUAAAUAGCCUUCAAGAAGAUCUAUUCUCCAUGACACUGUCGACGGCAUCACACGGCCCAUGGUGAAUGUGUGUUUCUGCAUAGCAAAAUAAAAAUGGUCCAUGCAUUUAAA